Molecule: messenger RNA, 1864 nt
Organism: Schizosaccharomyces cryophilus OY26
Lineage: Eukaryota; Fungi; Ascomycota; Schizosaccharomycetes; Schizosaccharomycetales; Schizosaccharomycetaceae
Product: 2-oxoglutarate and Fe(II) dioxygenase domain-containing protein 1
Exons: 1
Coding region: 60-1604 (514 amino acids)
Biological process (GO): peptidyl-proline hydroxylation; regulation of translational termination
Cellular component (GO): cytoplasm
Molecular function (GO): peptidyl-proline dioxygenase activity; L-ascorbic acid binding; iron ion binding
Source: RefSeq, a predicted model, not a curated record
CAUACACUAGCGAACCAAAACAAACCAGGGCCAACAAACAAAGAAGCCAAGAAAAAGGGAUGGUAGACAGUCAAAACCCAUCAAUGUUGGACAGAUUUUCUCCUCAUGUUUUGGAUAUAGAAGAGGCAGAUCGACUUGCAGGUGAAUACAAAAAUAGUGGACCAUACAAUCAUGCAGUGAUUCAGCCAGUGAUCAAUGAUACAUUAUUAAGAAAUGUUCGUAAAGAACUUAUGAACAAUAUUCAUUUUACAGAAAAGGUUACGGAUAUCUAUCGUGUAUGGCAAACAGGAGAUCUUGCAAAUUUGGACGGCCUAGACGAAAAUGAGAAAAACAUGCUCAAAUAUUUACAUCAGCUUCGUGAUGCUCUUUAUUCAGAGGAAUUCCGCACGCACGUGCAGAGAAUUACUGGAUGCCCUCCAUUGUCUGCCAGCAAAAAAGACUUGUCUGUAAACGUUUAUGCCAAGGGCGGUCACCUCAUGAACCAUGAUGAUGUGAUUGGAACUCGCUGCGUUUCCUACAUUCUUUAUUUGGUUGAGCCAGACGAGGGCUGGAAGCCAGAGUAUGGUGGUUCUCUUCGCUUAUAUCCCACUCUGCAACCCUCAUUCCCAGCCGCUGAUUUUUGCAAAGUCAUCCCUCCUCAAUGGAAUCAACUCUCUUUCUUUCGUGUGAAACCAGGACACUCGUUCCACGACGUGGAGGAAGUCUAUGUUGAUAAACCACGUAUGGCUAUUUCUGGUUGGUUCCAUUAUCCCCAACCCGGUGAAUUCGGCUAUAACCCUCAAAAUGUCGAUUCCGCCAUUUCUACUUUACAAUCUCUGACCAUGAAAAUGGAUUUGGAAUUGCCAAAACUUUCUAAUUUUCCAGUAGCGAAACCCGAACUACUGUCACAGGAAGAUACUAAGGUUCUUUCAAAGUACAUUAAUCCGUUGUAUAUUACAGCUGAAGGUAUUGACAUGCUUUCAAAGCGCUUUUUCAAAGACUCGGCCAUUGUUCUUGUUGAAUUUUUGAAUCCCGACUUUUCUAAACAAUUGUUACAGCAGGUCGUCGGUGCCGAAAAGCAGCCUACUCCUAAACAUGCUUCUGAAGUAUCGUUUCCUUGGAAGACUUCUAUCCCUCCUCAUAAACAUCGUUAUCUUUAUUUAGACCACGAAGAGCAAGGUCCUGAUGUUUUACUCCCUAUGGAAUUGCAACGCCUUCCUGCCUUCCAACGCUGGAUUCAGUUAGUAAGUGGCCUUCCCUUGGAAUCUUUUUAUCAAAUUGGUCGUCGUUUCCGUCCCGGUUCCGAUUUUACCUUAGCUUCAACCAACGAAACCGCAACUCUUGAAGCUACUUUAUGCUUAUCUCCUGGUACCGAGAUUGCUAAUACAGAAAAUGGUGCGUACAGCGUUUAUAUGAUUGGCGACGAGGACCCUGAUGCCGAUGCCGCUGUUUAUAAAGGUGAUCAACAGGACGAUGGUAUCUUACUCUCAUUACCUGCUGCUUGGAAUGUUUUUUCCCUGGUUUACAGAGACGAAGGUGUACUUGAAUUUGUUAAAUAUGUGUCCGAAGCUGCCGGAUCAAGCCGUUGGGACAUAUUCUCUCAAUGGAACCCUAUCCCUGAGUAAAGCGGUAAUAACAUAAAAUAUGAUCUAUAGAAAAUUUUUUUUUUGGUUUCUUUGCUGUGUUUUUCAUAGUAAUAAGCUUCGUGAAGCUAUUAUUGUCUGCAGGCUUCUAAGAAUAGUAGUUAAUUAUCUGUUCGCAUUAAUUUGAAUUUAGUAUUUGAUAUAUUUAAAAAAAUCAAAUUUUGUUGAUUCUCGCUUUUAGAAGAUUGGUUUUAUCUAGGGUUUAGAGACUUUUAAAUAAAAAACUUUACUUUCCAUUCAUU